AUGAAGGCCAAAGUGAGUACAAAGUUUAACUUGAUUGUUAGUGUCACUCAAUGUAGAAAUGCUAGGAGAUAUGCUUUGGAUGAGAUAGAGGGUAGUUUGAUAGAACAUUAUGGUAAAGUAUGGAGUUAUGGAGAAGAAAUAAUGAGGACAAAUCCUGGUUCAACAGUAAAGAUAGAUGUGAAUGUCAUGCCUGAUUCCACAACCUACUUUUCUAAAAUGUAUGUUUGUUUUAAGGGUGUGAAGGAUGGUUGGAUUGCAGCAUGUAGGAGGGUAAUAGGGGUAGAUGGUUGUUUUUUAAAGGGUAUAUGUAGAGGCCAAUUGUUAGCAGCUAUGGGUAGGGAUGAAAACAACCACAUCUUCCCUAUUGCAUGGGCUGUGGUGGAAGUUGAAAAUAAGGAAACAUGGAAGUGGUUUCUUGACCUCCUUCUGGAUGACAUUGAAAUGGGAAUUGGUCAUGGAUUGACCCUCAUAUCAGACCAACACAAGGGAUUAAUAGAGGCUAUCAAAGAAAGGGUUCCAGCAGCAGAGCAUAGACAAUGUGCUAGGCACAUCUAUGCUAACUUCAAGAAAAGUUUCAAAGGUGAACAAUAUAGGAAGUUGUUUUGGGCAGCAACUGCUAGUACUACUCAACCAAAAUUUGAGGUAGAAAUGAAUUCCAUAAAAAAAAUUGACCCUUUGGCUUAUGAACACCUCAUGGAAAGGGACCCUAAAAGUUGGUGCAGGGCAUUCUUUGAAGUGGACAGGGCUUGUGAUGCUUAUGAGAAUGGCAUAUCAGAAAGUUUCAACUUUGUUAUUGAUCUUGCUAGGAAAAGGCCACUCAUCACCAUGUUGGAAGAGAUAAGGUUUUAUGCAAUGGAGAGGAUGUAUAAAAUGUUGCAAGAGGGACAAAGUUGGGGAUAUUUAAAAAUAUGUCCAUCUAUAAGGUUGAAGAUAUCAAAGCUAAAGAAACAGCAAAGAUUUUGGGGUGUUAUACCAUCUGGGAUACAACAAUAUGAAGUUAGGAUUGGAAAUGAUGGAUAUGCUGUGGACCUUAACAACACAUGUGGAUGUAGAUCUUGGCAAGUAUUAGGUAUCCCAUGUGUGCAUGCAGUGGCAACCAUUUCAUACCUUAACAGGAAUGUAGAGGAUUAUGUUGCACCAUGGUUCCAUACAGCCAUGUUCUUGACUUGUUACAACCAUACCAUUAACCCACUUAAUGGUAGUUCCAUGUGGCCUGAAGCUCCCUACAUGAAGCCAUUGCCUCCUCAAAAAAGAAGGUUACCAGAAAGGCCAACCCUUAAAAGGAAAAAAGAUCAAUCUGAGAUGGAAAGCAAGGGGAAAACAAGGCAUACUAUCUCAAAAGCAGGUAAAGUGGAACCAGUUCAAGUGGAUCCAGUUCAAGCAGAUCCAGUGGAUCCAGUUCAAGUACCAGCUCCACAGUUUGAUCCAGUUCAAGCAGAUCCAGUGGACCCAGUUGAUGUACCAGCUCCACAUGUUGAACCAGUUCAAGUAGAUGAUCCACAUCCAGAUGUUGAUGUCCAUGCUCAACCAGUUGCAACUAGGCAGAGGAUACGAAAAUACUCAGAAAGAAUUACCAAGAUAGGGUUGAGGAGGAAGGUUUUGAAGAAAGAAGGAAGCACUGGACACAACCCAAUGGUGUUGGAAUGA
This is a messenger RNA of Lactuca saligna, 1647 nucleotides long. The record is from the annotation of a GenBank genome assembly. NCBI's taxonomy places the organism in Eukaryota, Viridiplantae, Streptophyta, Magnoliopsida, Asterales, Asteraceae.